Messenger RNA from Coffea arabica (coffee), 2229 nucleotides. NCBI's taxonomy places the organism in Eukaryota, Viridiplantae, Streptophyta, Magnoliopsida, Gentianales, Rubiaceae. The record is from RefSeq and is a predicted model, not a curated record.
AUGGCUGACGCACUGGUUGCUGCUAGCAUACAGAUUGUCUUGGAAAAGUUAGUUUCUGCCACCACUGAUGUGAUUGGUGUGGCUUUUGGAGGAUUCAAGGAGGAGUUGGAGAAGCUAAAAGGAUCUGUUGCCAUGAUCCAAGCUGUCAUGGCUGAUGCUGAGAAGAAGCAAGUGCAGAACCAGGACGUGCAACUAUGGUUGAAGAGGCUUGAAGGAGUGGCUUUUGAUGCUGAUAAUCUGUUGGAUGAGAUCAACUAUGAAUUUCUUCGUCGUAGGAUGGAGACUCAAAAUCGUCUCAAGCAAAAGGUAUGCCUUUUCUUCUCCACCUCCUGUACUUUUGCUUUUCGUUGGAGAAUGGCUUCUAAGGUCAAGAAUCUCAACAUGAAGUUGAAAUCUAUCAAUCAAGAAGCUGUUGGUUUUGGGCUUAGUAGGUCCCAAAUGGGAGGUGGUGCAUAUGUAUCUCCCCUCCCUGCUAUGACUAUGAGUCGGGAGACUGACUCCAUAGCUCGUCAAAAUGUAGUUGGAAGAGCCACCGAUGCAUCCAACAUAGUUGGAACAUUGUUGAGCUCGUCUGCAAAAGUUGUCUCUGUUAUUCCCAUAACAGGCCUGGGGGGGUUGGGCAAAACAACUUUGGCUCAGUUAGUCUAUAAUGAUCCAGAAAUCAAUAGGCAGUUCGAUAAAAAGAUCUGGGUUUGUGUGUCUCGUAAUUUUGAAGUUACGAGGCUUUUCAAACUGAUCCUAGAAUCAUUAACAAAGAGAAAAGCCGAUGUCGAAAGCAGGGAGCCUAUAGUUCAAGAAGUUCGAAGAGAAAUUGAAGGAAAAAGAUAUCUUCUGGUACUUGAUGAUGUAUGGAAUGAGAGAUCUGAGCUGUGGGAGGAUUUCAUUCAUUCUUUGGUUGGAAUUAGCACUACAAAUGGAAAUUGGAUUCUUGUAACAACUCGUAAUAUAGAAGUGGCCACACGUGUGGCUACACAUCCUCCAUAUUCAUUGAGUAAAUUAGGAGAUGAUGAUUGUUGGUCGAUUGUGAAAGAGAAAGUGUUUCCAAGUGGAGAAGUACCAAAAGAAUUGGAAGCACUAAAGAGUAGAAUAAUAAAAAGAUGUCAAGGUCUACCUCUUGCUGCGACUGUAAUUGGAGGUUUGUUACGUUUCAAGAGGAAAGAGGAGUGGCUAGCUAUUUUGGAGAGUGGGUUUGCGCGUUUGGGUGGGGAAGAAAGUAGUGUGAUGCAACUUCUUAAGUUGAGCUUUGACCAUUUGCCAAGUGCGUCCAUCAAAAAGUGUUUUGCAUACUGCUCAAUCGCUGGCAAAGGUUCUGUCAUGAGUAGGCAGAAGCUAACCUUGCUCUGGAUGGCAGAAGGUUUUCUGCAACCAAGAUUUAAUGAGGUAUUGGAGGACAUAGGCAAGGAGCACUUCGACAUUUUAUUGCAAAGCUCCUUGUUUGAAGAGGUAGCAAUGUUCGGCCCCUUUUAUCAUAUAGGCGAUAGAAACUGUACAAUGCAUGAUUUUGUGCAUGACCUUGCACAAUCAGUAUUGAGAUCUGACAGCAUCACCGAUGAGAAUUGCCGCUACCUAUUGCUGCCUUCAUUUGAUGGAGAAACGCAAGAAAACUUGAAAAGCAGAUCAAGUUCACUCCGGACUUUACUUGGGAACGGGAAUAUAGAGUCUGGAGAGGUAUUCUUGAAAUUAAAGUACUUGCGUGUUCUCCAGUUGCCUCUUGUGACUAGUCAGGAGCUGCCAACCUCAAUUAGCAAGCUAAUCCAUUUACGAUUUCUUGACCUAUCACACUCAAGGUUCAAAGCUUUGCCAGAGUCCAUUUGCAAGCUAUAUAAUUUGCAGACACUGGUAUUAAGCAACCACUUUAACCCUACAACCUUGAAGGAGCUUCCUGAUGGGAUGAGAAACUUGAUCAACUUGAGACAUCUUCUUUUUUUCACUCCUGAUAGCAAAUUUAGAAUGCCAAAAGGGAUGGGACAAUUAACUUGUCUUCAAACAUUACAAUUCUUCAACAUAGGCAAGGAGGAAGGUUGCAAAAUUGAGGAGGUAGGAUGCUUAAAAAACCUCAGAGGCCAAAUUCUAAUACGCAACCUCGAAUUUGUAAAUGCUAAAAGAGAAGCACACCAGGAAGAUUUGUUGAGUAAGCCAAAUUUGAAUGAUUUGGCAUUUGAGUGGGGUAGCGGUCGAGAAGGAGACUACAAUGAUGAAGAUGUGUUGGAAGACUUGACAGAUUGGUAA